AUGAGGGAAAAGAACUCAAGACGUAAAAUAGAGCCGGUUUAUUAUAGCCAGAGCGAAAAUGAUGAUAGUAAUGAAGAUAUUGAUGAAAUAGAGAGUGUGGUUUCUCAAAAUGAAUUUACUAGAAAGGGAGAAGGGAUAGGUAUUCAAGAAAGCUCCGAAGAAAUCAACGACUUGGUUGAGUCAAUAGAUCUCACUCUUGUGGUGUGGCUUAGGGAGAUGUAUUGCAAAUAUAAUCAACCAUAUUUGACUUGUCUGGAUUGCUUAGAGCAUUCAAACUACACGACAAGAUUGGCAGAGGAGUUAUUAAUAAGUAAAUUUGGUUCAAAAUAA
Molecule: messenger RNA, 330 nt
Organism: Cryptosporidium ubiquitum
Lineage: Eukaryota; Apicomplexa; Conoidasida; Eucoccidiorida; Cryptosporidiidae
Exons: 1
Coding region: 1-330 (109 amino acids)
Source: RefSeq, a predicted model, not a curated record